GUGUGAAGCUCCAUGACAGUGAACUUCACUUCAGAAUGCUAUCCCUGCCAAAUAAAGGACAGCUCGUGUUCAAAGACAAAGUCUUAAUGAAAAACUCAACAUUUAGCCAGAAGAAUAUAUCUGAACACAUGGUGAAAUAUGAGGUUACAGGUAGGCCUCAUGAGGACACGAGGGACUCGUUUGGUUUCCAGGUGUUCUCCAAACACGCACACUCAGGGGGUUACGACUUCAGAAUAAACAUCAAGGCGGAUGUUCAUAGCCUGAUCCCAACAAACAAAGGACUGUCCAUCCUGGAAGGAGAAAGCAAGGUAAUCACCAAGGAUUUGCUGUUUGCUGAAACAGUCGGGGCCAAAGCAGUACUUUAUACCCUCACCCGCAGUCCUAAACAUGGCAAGCUAAAGAGGAUCAAUCUCUCUAAUUCUACGUCUAUUAACGAUAACAUCACAGCUUUCACCAAUCAGGACAUCUUAGAGGAGCGCAUUAUGUACGUGCACGAUGGCAGUGAAACCACGGAAGACGCGUUCAUGUUCCACACCACCGUCGCCAAACACACCAAAGGACACAAUCACAAACGCACAUACUCAAAAAAAGAAAACACUCACACCAUUGACGACAUCUUCAACAUCUCGAUUGCCCUUGUCAACGACGAGAAACCGGUCCGCGUUGUCGAUAAAGUUUUCCACGUGGCCAGGGGCGGGCAGAGGCUGCUGACAUUAGAUGACCUGCGCUACCACGACGCUGACUCUGACUUUGAUGACAGUCAGCUGGUCUACACUAGACGGGGCAUCCCCAUGGGCGACCUGGUCCUAGUGAACGACACAGGCCACAAGCUGUACCAGUUCAGCCAGGAUGACCUGCAGCAUCGCAGGGUGCUGUUCAUCCACAGGGGGGUCAGCUUCGGACGCUUCGUCCUGUUCGUGUCAGACGGGAAACACUACACAUCCACACUGUUGGAGGUCAUUGCCCAGGACCCAUACAUCCAGGUGGAGAACAGCACAGGCCUGCUGGUCCAGAAAGGCCAUGCGGCCAUCUUGAGUUCGGCCAACUUCAGUGUCUUUACCAACCAGGAUGUCCGAGACGAUGAGGAGGUGCUCUACCAGGUCUUCCUCCCGCCGAGACACGGGCAUCUGUUCCAAAACAACGUUAAGGUGGAUUGUUUCACUCAGCAUGAUCUGAAGGCGGGCAGCGUGGAGUAUCGCCAUGAUGACAGCAUGAACCUGGCUGACUCCUUCAACUUCACGGUGAGAGUUAAAGAGGUGCGUCUUGACGCCAGCGUUGGGGUGAGGGUGUACCUGGAGAGCCACCAGCAGCCUCCCACUGUAAUCUACAACCACAUUGUAGUGGUGGAGGAGGGCAAGCCUGUCAAGAUCAACAGAGGAGACCUGGAGGUGACCCAUAAGGACAGCCUCCCCUCUGAGAUAGUGUUCAAGGUGAAGACGGCUCCAUCCCACGGGUUCCUCCAUAGGUCAACCAAGGGAGAGGACCAUCACUACCAGGGUCGCAGAGAGGAGACCAUCCACGCCUUCUCCCAGGAGGAUGUCAACACUGGACACAUCCAGUACCUCCAGGUGGAUUCAGACCAGACCCACGACUCCUUCCUCCUGGACGCCUCCAACGGCAUCACAGAUGUCCAUGACAUCAGGGUCUCCGUGGACAUCAUCCCAAUCCACAUCCCUCUCAAUGUCUUCAACGUGACCUUGGAAGAAGGGUCAUCCACGGCCCUGACCAAGGAGGUCCUACAGGUCACCAACAGACACUUCUCUCAGGUAGACUUCUUCUACCAUGUAUCUGAGCCACCAAGCCACGGUCAUAUUGAACACGCACGCAUUUCUGGACUCUCCAUUUCUUUCUUCACACGCAAACAGGUGGAUUCAGGGCAUAUUUAUUAUGUCCACGAUGGAAGUGAUACACUGGCAGAUAACUUCACCAUUAUCGCCAAUGACACAGACACCAGAAAGCACAGCCAGCCCUGCACGGUGUUCGUCCAUGUGACGCCUGUCAAUGAUGAGGCCCCAGUAAUCACAGCCAACAGGAUUCUAAAGGUGUGGGUGAACUCAGUCACAGAGAUCAGUGUAGGUGACCUGUGUGCUGAGGACAGUGACUCUCCACCUGAGGACCUAGAAUUCAUCGUGACCCCACCUAGUAACGGUCACCUGGCCCUGAAGAGCGCCCCUUCCAGGCACAUCCUCAACUUCACCCAGACACACAUCCUCCACGGACAGCUGGUGUUUGUCCACAGUGGUGCCUUGUCCGGAGGUUUCCACUUCCAGGUCAAUGAUGGGGUGAACUUUGCCCCCCGACAGAUCUUCAGCACCACGGCCCGCUCCCUGGUCCUCAGUCUGGAGCGGAACCAUGCCCUCACAGUGUUCCCAGGCUCUGUGAAGACCAUCUCUCAGAAUGACCUUCUGGUGGUUACCAAUGACAACGGUGACAUGAGAGGGAACCACUCCAUCCUUUACAGUGUUACCAGUCCUUCAAAGCUGGGGAGACUGCUCAGAAAACAGACAGACAACUCUACUGCAGAGAUCUCCUCAUUCACACAAGACAUGGUGAAUGAGGGUUUGAUUAGUUAUGACCAAACCCAUCCUGAAACGUUGGGAUGGACGACCACAGACUCCUUCACUUUCACAGUGUUUUCAUCCUCUGUCUCUCUUCAACCCCACGUCUUCAGCAUCCAUAUCUCCUAUGAGCAUGCUCCUGCAGAGCGCAACACCAUCCUCACUGCUAAUACUGGUGCUGUUGUGACUGAAGGUGGCAGAGUGGUGAUUGACAAGAUGCAGCUGGAUGCCUCUAACCUGCUGGGCAAGCUGUUGGAACCCCAGCGACAUUCCUACGAGGUCUGGUACCACGUCACCUCUCUACCCCAGCACGGCAUAAUCACCGUGGGAGAACGCAACCUGACCAGCGCCAAACCCAACUUCUCCCAGUUCAUCCUGGAUAAUUUCGGCAUCACGUACCAGCACGACGACUCCGAGACGACCCAGGACUUCUUCACCUUCGAGGCUUGGCUGAACCGUAAGGGCCAGCCUCCCCAGAGACGCUCAGAGCCCAGCCUGAUAGUAACAGAGUCGUUUGACCUCACAGUGACCCCUGUCAAUGACCAGCCGCCCCUGCUCCGGACCAAGGCCCCCAGUCUGAGGCUGGUGCAAGGGGACACAGUGGUCUUCAGCCCUGAGAACCUCCUGGUGGAAGACCUGGACACCCCACCAGAAGAGAUCCAUUACAAGGUGAUCAGCAAACCCAACAAUGGCUUCCUGUCUCUGGGAGAGCAGCUGAAUGAGACAGUGUCUGCCUUCUCCCAGGCGGACAUUAACCAUGGCAGAGUCCACUUCGUCCAGGACGGAGAACCCUCUUCAGGGGUGUUCUACUUCAGUGUGACCGACGGGUUCCACCGGCCGCUAUACAAGCUCUUCAACCUGGAGGUCGCUGCAGCAACCGUCUCCAUGGUGAACAACACAGGCUUGAGGCUGGUGCAGGGUCAGACAACUGCUACCUUAACAACAGAACACCUGGCUGCAGAGACCAAUGGGAGACACAGUGUGACGUUUCACUAUAGAGUGACCACACCGCCACACCACGGCAGUCUCCUCAUGUCCGACCUGCCAGUCAGUGAGUUUAACCAGGAGGACCUUCACUCAUGCAGACUGUCCUAUCACAUGACGGACCUCACGUCCUCCUCGGACAGCUUUGAGUUCAUAGUCUCGACCACAGAGAGCAACAUGACCGCUCAGACGGUCAAUAUCACGGUCCGACCGCUCAUCCAUUUCAGCAAGCGCGUCCUGAUUCCCAGCGGCAUCGCCGUGAAGCUGAGGAAGGACUAUCUGGACGCCACGGACCUCGCCACGCUCAGUGGCAGCGACCCUGUCUUCCACAUCCUGUCCCCGCCCAAACACGGCAAGUUGGUCAAGUUGACCUUUGACCUAUUGGACGGUGCCAAUCACUCGGUGGAGUCGUUUACCUUCCGGGACGUGGUGCAGGGCAGGGUGGCCUUAGAGGAGACCCUGGCACAUCAAAGACACAGCAACAACACUGCCAAUCAAUCAACAUCUUUACUGUCCCAAUUAGGGACCGCCGACCACAACACAACAGAGAUCCAUGUGUCCAUGCUCAAUGACUCCUUUUCGUUCCUUCUGAGUGCGGAUAAUGUCCAGCCGGCCGUAGGAGAGUUUUUAUUCACCAUCGUGCCAUACAAAGAGAGUUUGAACCACACGACCAGGUCACCUGGGCGCAAUCGAACCACAGGCGGCAGAGGGACUACAAUCCACUCUGCUACCCACCCUCACACCACGAACCACAAGACCCACAACAAGACCCUACAGAAGCAGUUCAAAGGCCGUCACCACUGGGGGAACCAGACCCGCGGAGGUCACCCCAUGAUCCCCACCGUCCCCGGAAACACCCAUGGGAAACACAACGUCCACGGCCCCCACAGAAUCACCCCAGUCCGGGUAGAGUCCCUGCCCCGGCCGGCCUCCGACCCCCUGCUGCUCAUCCUGCCCUUCCUGGCCUGCCUGCUGCUCAUCGUCAUCCUGGUGGUGCUGAUCCUGGUGCUGCGCCACCGCAGGGAGAAGAGGGCCUUAUCCAGAGGACUCAUCCAGGAGCUGGCGGCUGCAGCUGGAGAUGGACGGCCAGAGGGGAGCCCCUACCUGGGCAGGCCGGAGAGGAGCAUUGCGGUCCCCUCAGUGGUGGUGACUCCGCUGCUGGGCCCUAAUAGUUGCCCCAGUACUCCGGUCCUCAAUGUGCUGCGUAGGGGAACGCUGGCUCCACGUGACCCUUGUCUGCUGCUCUGGGCGGUGGACGCUGUUCCUGAUAUGGUACAGGCCCAGCACUGUCAACCCCCCGAGCCCACUUUGAGAGACAACCAGUACUGGGUCUAAUUGAUCCCCAGCUCAUACCCAUACAUUGAAACAGAGAUACUAACUAAACGUUAUACUAUUGAGUACCCCCACACCUACUCUGAGAGACAACCAGUACUGCGUCUGAUUGAACCCAUACAUACCCUGCAAUAGAGAGACUUGGUUUAACCUUGCACUCAAUAUACUGUAACUAUUGACUACUGAUGUUUGCAUUCCAAUGUUGCUGCUGUUUGCUGGUUUGAUUGUGAACUUGAUUGUGGGUCCUUAUAUAGAACGUUCUAAAUUGGUUCUACAAUUCACCCUGUUACAAUGUUUUAUUUGUGGCAGCUUACUAUUUUACUUUGGUUUUAUUUGGAUUUUAUAUUUUAUACGUUAUUUGACCAAUUACUUUUGCGCCAAGAUGUUUCAUUAUGUCUUUGAACAAUGGGUAAAUACAGGCUUCAAAAACCUGUCAGUAUUUUCAGGCCAGUAAACUGUUUAUUACUGAGUAUUUGGAUAAUUCUAUUACAGUAUUUAAGUUUGCUGUUUUUAAAUCUGUUUUUAUAAAAUGUUUAUAUUUCAGUUUGCGGUUACACUAUGUAGUUUUCAUUAAUCUGACUAACGUAGCAAUUCAACUUGUCAGUGGUUGGAAUGACAUACCAAGGAAAUACAGUGAGGGAAAAAUGUAUUUGAUCCGCUGCUGAUUUUGUACGUUUGCCCACUG
Coregonus clupeaformis (lake whitefish) is the source of this 5559-nucleotide messenger RNA. RefSeq names its product chondroitin sulfate proteoglycan 4 (gene cspg4bb). Bases 36 to 4877 code for a protein of 1613 amino acids. The transcript is spliced from 12 exons. The record is from RefSeq and is a predicted model, not a curated record. NCBI's taxonomy places the organism in Eukaryota, Metazoa, Chordata, Actinopteri, Salmoniformes, Salmonidae.